AUGGUGGCAGCCGUGAGGUUGGCCGAGAGCGGGUUGGCCGCCAUGGCGGUGAGGAACAUUGCCUACGAGACAACGGAGGUCUGGAAGCAGGUGAGCAUGAGCCAGGCCCCGAGCUUCUGCUCCGUGCUGUCGCCGGCGCGCGAGCCGCAUGCCUCGCAGAGCAACUUGACGAGCGGCAGGAAGGUGCCGCCCGUGCGCGCCGAGACGUAG
Miscanthus lutarioriparius is the source of this 210-nucleotide messenger RNA. NCBI's taxonomy places the organism in Eukaryota, Viridiplantae, Streptophyta, Magnoliopsida, Poales, Poaceae. The record is from the annotation of a GenBank genome assembly.